Molecule: messenger RNA, 1278 nt
Organism: Cladophialophora immunda
Lineage: Eukaryota; Fungi; Ascomycota; Eurotiomycetes; Chaetothyriales; Herpotrichiellaceae
Exons: 1
Coding region: 115-579 (154 amino acids)
Molecular function (GO): fatty acyl-CoA hydrolase activity
Source: RefSeq, a predicted model, not a curated record
CCCAAUGUGCGUAGUCAUUCCAUCUCUUUUUGCGUUACCUGCGUUUGCGUUCAGUUGCAAGAUCAUAGAGCUGGGAUUUGAACAUUUGCUUUUCCGUCGACUCUAGCUGUCCAGAUGGGUUCGGUCAAGACACCUUUGGAGAGCGUCCAAGCAUGUUGGGCACGCGUCUCUCAGAACUCGCCUGUCUACAAAUUCUUCUUCUCGGACAUUGAACUCGUCAGUGCCACAGAUGGCUCCAUGGUCGCUCGACUUCCUGUCUCCGCCACUCUGCUCAAUUCCAAAGGUGGUCUGCAUGGCUCAGUUUCCGCAACUAUCGUUGAUUGGGCCGGGGGCAUGGCCAUUGCCAGUACCGGGCUAGAAAAGACUGGAUUGAGUACCGAUAUUCAUGUUUCCUACGUCUCGACCGCGAAAUUAGGCGACACUUUGACCAUCGAAGCCAAUGUCAGCAAGGUGGGAAAGAACAUGGGUUUUACCACUGUCACAAUAUACAAAGGCGAAGAGACAAAUAAAAGCGUGGUGGCCCAUGGCACUCAUACAAAAUACAUUCUUCGAGACCGGGAGCAGACCAACAGCUCGUGAGUCGACGAGAUACCUCAAUCAGCCCGGCGUCUUCUUUGCAUCAGGCAGCAACACUCCUCCAUUCUGCUAUGAUUCACUCGGACGUCGCAGAACAAACAUAUCAUGCCUAUUGCUUUAGAUCUCUAGCGACCGAUGACACAACGCAGGUCCUUGUGAGAAUUAUGGCGUGAGACAAAGUCAACUCGAAAUGAAAGUCAAGGGAUCAAUCGGCCCUCAUUAAGCCAUUCUGACCACAAGCCUCCGAGCUCUCCUGCCAAUGCAGCGGGUGUUCGCCCAUCACUGUCAACCAGAGUCCUGAUAUCUGGCUCACCUUUCCUGUCUUCUUUGCGCAAUCCCAAACCUUGCAUGGCUUGGAGAACAAGUGAUGGAAACUUGGCCCAGUCGAGUUGAGAUCCGAGAGCCAGCAGUAGCCAUGCCACCUCUUGUUGGUUAUAUCGAAUGGCGACGUGUAACCCCGAACCUUCAAUACCCUCGAACGUACCCCGGUAUCGCAAUAUGUCAGCAAUCUCCCCGUCGUCUUCUUCGUCCUCCUCUUCCUCAGAGUCCUUGAUCAUGUGGAUGAUGGCAUCGAUGUCGCCUUCGCGACAGAAUUCCAGGUAGGCAUGACCUUUCCGCUCUUCGGGGUAUGCGCGCAGGUAGGCUUCUUCGGUGGCUGCUGGGAGGAUGUCAUAGUGCUCCUGGACGCCGCCUUCGUUCCGG